CUUUAAUGAAUAGAUAUUCUUGUUACUAAAUUAAAUAUUAAGGUUAAUUUAUAGGCUGAAUGACUCUGGAAUAUGAAAGCAAUCAAAAUCUAUUGACAUUUAAUCUUGUAUUUUUCUCUGCAUUGGACAUUGAACAUAGUAGGCAAGUUUGGUACAUCCUCAGAUUUGUAAGCAUUUAAUCUUAUUAAUCUGUAGUUACAUUUCAUAUAAGCAAGUUAUUUUGCCAAUAAUUUUGUUACUAUAUGGUUAAGUAAUGUUUCUUCAGUGUUUAACAACAUUUCUUUAUUUCUGUAGGGUUCUGAGGAUUAGAAAUUGAAUAAAUCACUCACCAAAUAUAGAGCCUGUAGUUCCUCUAGAAAAAGUUCCAGAUGAAUACCAGGUUUUGUUCAAGCAAGAUGGUACCUUUCCACUUUCCCCCAUCAAAAUUGGCACUUUGGAACCCAAUGCCAAUUGGAGAUUUCAUAUAUUUGCAUCUCAGUUACUACAGAAAGCCAAAGCUUGUGGUAACUGAAAAGGUCAUUCGACUUGCUUAUCGUCAUGCUAAGCAGAAUAAAAAAAAUGUGUUGUGCUUCUUACUUGGUUCUCUCACAGUGGAUGAAGAUGAAGAAGGAGUGACUCUGACAGUAGAGCGCUUUGACCCUGGUCGAGAAGCACCCGAGUGCUCAGAAAGAACUCCUACUGCUUCUCUCCCUGGGGAUGCUGUGAUCCCCUGUAAAGUUCACACGCCAGGACUCUGCUCAAGAGAUAGAACAGUUCAUAACGCAGAUGACUUUAGUUCAGCUUUAAAGGCUUUACAAUACCAUGUGUGUAGCAAAGACUUCUUGGACUGUGGAAAGCUGCUUUCCCUGCGAGCUCACAUCACCGCCAGGGAGAGUUUGGACAGUGUGGAUUUUGAGUUGCAUUGGGCAGCAGUAACUCUAGCAAACUCUUUCAAGUGUGCACCUGUGAAGCCCAUCCCCAUUAUCCCUACAGCACUAGCAAGGAACUUAGGCAGUAAGCUGAGUAUUUCUCAAGUUCAAGGAACCUAUAAACAUGGAUAUAUUACCAUGGAUGAAACACGCAAAUUGUUACUUUUGUUGGAAUCUGAUCCCAAAGUCUAUUCUUUACCAUUAGUGGGAAUUUGGCUGUCUGGAGUUAUACAUAUCUAUAGCCCUCAGGUCUGGGCUUGCUGCUUGAGAUACAUGUUCAGCUCUUCUAUUCAGGAAAGGGUUUUUUCAGAAUCUGGAAAUUUUAUCAUGGUUCUUUAUUCGUUGACACAUAAGGAACCUGAAUUUUAUGAGUGCCUUCCUUGUGACGGUAGGACACCUGACCUUCAGCUUCAGUUAUUAACCAACAAGGACACUUUACGUCUUUUCAACAGUGUUGACCCUUCUGACAAAAAUCCAAUCCAUUUUGAACUCAGUGCUGAAAGUCAAGAUGCAGAAGCAGAGGCCGAGUUUCUUAGCAAAAUUUCCAAGAAUCUUUCAGUUAAGAGAUCUUCUCAAAAACUAUCUCCUGGGAAAAUACCAAUAAAUAAGCACGACACUGACCUUGAAGAUGAAGAUUUUUCUCCAAGACCGAGUCCCAGUCCUCACCCAGUGAGUCAGAAGAUUUCUAAGAUCCAGCCAUCUGUUCCUGAACUUUCACUUGUAUUAGACGGCAACUUCACAGAGUCAAGCAGUCAGCCCAACCUGGUGGAGACGGUGAAUCUGGAGAAUCCUUUGCUGAGGAAGCCAUUGCAGCCUGAGCUUCGCGAUGACAAACAUAGCUCAGAAGCUGAUGCUGGGGAGCCUUCCUUGAAGGGAAUGCCAAGUCAGUUAGGCCAGGACACUGCUUUGAGACAGUGUAGAGGGAAGCAAUCAUCUUGUAAGAAAGAGAGCCCCCAGCUCAGGAACGCUAAUGCUAACCCGUCUCUCAAUGUGCUGUCUCCUGAUGUAUCUGAGAAACUUCAAGCAGUUUCUGCUGUGAGCAUGCAAAAGGAAGACUAUCCGAUGAGACCUUCUACACAGAAUGCUAGGCAGCCCUCUCUUGCUCCACAAGCCCAUCCACACAAUUUUGUUUUUUCACCCCACAAUUCGACAAGACCAGUGGAGCUUCAAGUACCCACUCCUUCACUACCACCUUACUAUUCCACCACCAUCUGCAGCUGUUGUCAACGUCAUGGUCAUAUUCAGUAUAGCACGAUAAAUUCUUGGCAAGGAAAUACAAUAGGGUCCAUUCAGGACCUCCGCUCUGAAGCCCUUCCAAAACAUGCAUUAUUUCACUCAAGUGGAUGCCCAUCUCUGUUUCAUAAUGCCAUCUACUCUUCGAGUAGCCCUGUGGCCACAAAACCUCAGGGAGGCAUGGACAGCUAUUCUCCCCACAACAUUGAAGAUCCAUCCCCUGUGGCAGGACCUUCACAUAUGGACUCCUGUGUGCCACAGCCUUGUGCCAUGUGCAUGCACACACCCAGUACAGCACCAGAUAAUGGCAUGAUGGGACUAUCUCCUGAUGCAUAUCGCUUUGUCACAGAGCAAGACAGACAGCUGAGACUACUUCAGGCACAGAUUCAGCGCUUAUUGGAAGCACAGUCUCUAGAUCCUGGCCCCCCUAAGAUGGCAGCCACUGUGGAAGACACCGUGAAAGCGACAAGGCAAAUGGAACUGGUUUCCAUGGGAGCACAGUCUUCACCUGGCUUGCACAUGAGAAAAAGUGUAAGCAUUGCUGUGAGCACAGGUGCUAGCCUGUUUUGGAAUGCAGCAGGUGACGAUCAAGAGCCCAACUCACAGCUGAAGCAAGAUGAUACCAAGAUUUCCAGUGAGGACAUGAAUUUUUCUGUUGAUAUUAAUAACGAAGCGACAAGUCCUCCAGGUAGCGCAUCUUCAUUAAAAGCAGUUGACAUUCCCAGUUUUGAAGAAAGCAACCUUGCGGUGGAAGAAUUUAAUCAGCCACUCUCAGAGUCCAACAGCUCUUCAGAGCAGAGAAAAGAACCUGAUGUGCCUGUGUUCUUCCCAAAUGCUUUGCUGGCUGAGAGUGUGGACAUGUGCUUACAGACUGCACCAACAGAGGGAGCCAGUAACAGCACGGAAUCACCAGGGGAACCAAAAGUUGAGCCUUGCUGGCCAUCAUCAGAUAACCAGAAAAUUUAUCAGGACUUGUUGGGUCAAGUGAACCACCUACUAAGUAACUCCUCCCAAGAAAUAGAUGAACCACCUAGCAAAGAGAUAGUUAUCAACCAUGAAUGCACCAAAACCCAAAAUACUCACCAUGCAAGGAAAAGCAAACACAGCCCAGGACUGCCAGACAAAGAUUGUGUACUCAGUGCAACUAUUAAACAGCUAAGGAGCCUGGGAGUGAAAAUUGAUUCUCCCACUAAAGUGAAGAAAAAUGCCCAGAAAGUGGAUCAUGCCAGUGUUCUGGCAUGCAUCAGCCCAGAAGCAGUGAUCUCUGGACUAAACUGCAUGUCGUUUGCUAACGUUGGCAUGAGCGGCUCAAGCCCCACUGGUGUGGAUUUGAGCAUGGAGGCAAAUGCCAUAGCUCUGAAAUACUUGAAUGAACAUCAGCUGUCACAACUGUCACUCGCUCGAUCAAACCAAAAUCACUGUGACUCAUCUUUUGGCCUUCUACAUAUUAAUUCAGACAGAAACACAGUGGGGCUUAGCCUAGUUUCACCAAGCAACAUGUCAUUUGCAACGAAAAAAUACAUGAAGAGAUAUGGACUCUUACAAAGCAACGACAGUAGUGAGGAUGAAGAGGAGCCUCCCAGCCAUGCAGGAAGUGGGAGUGACCACGUGUUGGACAGAAACCCAGUGUGCAGACCUGCACAAUUCAGUCAUCAGAAAGAGCCUUCUCAGAGUGCUCGUGAAAUAGCUCGGUGUUGUAGCUAUGGCUCUGAGGACACAGGCACAGAUAUGCCAGCAUUGAGAAACAUCACAAAUGAAGCUGUGCAGCCAAGAGCAACAGAGCCCCUGCAAGAAGACGCCACUACUUCACUAAGGAGUCUUAACCCAAGCCUUGCAGCCAACCUCCGAACUGGAAAAGCCGAGUUUACUCGGCACCCUGAGAAAGAAAAUGAAAGGGACAGUGCAGCUUUUCCUCCUGCGACUUUAAAGCAAACGGACAGCAUGAAUUCCGUGGGCACCUUCCUAGAUGUAAAGCGCCUCAGACAGUUACCGAAACUCUUUUAACUCUUUGCUCCUCCUUUGUGGUGUGAGGACUAGGUGUAUAUUGAUGGAAUUUACGGAAGCCAGAUCUUUGGGAUUUUUGUUUGUUUUUCAAG
Molecule: messenger RNA, 4237 nt
Organism: Acomys russatus (golden spiny mouse)
Lineage: Eukaryota; Metazoa; Chordata; Mammalia; Rodentia; Muridae
Gene: Stil
Product: STIL centriolar assembly protein
Exons: 16
Coding region: 369-4145 (1258 amino acids)
Biological process (GO): mitotic spindle organization; centrosome duplication; protein localization to centrosome
Cellular component (GO): centrosome; centriole
Source: RefSeq, a predicted model, not a curated record